Molecule: messenger RNA, 1101 nt
Organism: Rhinichthys klamathensis goyatoka
Lineage: Eukaryota; Metazoa; Chordata; Actinopteri; Cypriniformes; Leuciscidae
Gene: hmgcll1
Product: 3-hydroxymethyl-3-methylglutaryl-CoA lyase-like 1
Exons: 9
Coding region: 31-1038 (335 amino acids)
Biological process (GO): ketone body biosynthetic process; L-leucine catabolic process
Molecular function (GO): hydroxymethylglutaryl-CoA lyase activity
Source: RefSeq, a predicted model, not a curated record
AGCGCUGGGCUAGCGGGUCGUGCUAGCCGGAUGGGUAACGUCUCCACUGCGGUCAAGCACUGUCUGAGCUAUGAGACUUUCCUGCGGGAUCAUCCCUGGUUGCCACGGCUCCUGUGGGAAGAGAAGUGUUCAGAACUGCCUAAGCUUCCACUUCAUGUCAAAAUUGUGGAGGUUGGACCAAGAGAUGGGCUUCAAAAUGAGAAGGAAAUAGUGCCGACAGAAGUCAAAAUCCAGCUGAUAGACAUGCUCUCUCAGACCGGUCUGCCUGUCAUCGAAGCCACUAGCUUUGUGUCUUCAAAGUGGGUUGCUCAGAUGGCAGACCACAGUGCAGUGUUGAAAGGGAUUAAAAGGUCUCCUGACGUAAGAUACCCGGUUCUGACUCCCAAUAUUCAGGGCUUCCAGGCAGCUGUUGCAGCAGGAGCUACUGAAGUGGCAGUGUUUGGUUCUGCCUCGGAGACUUUUAGCUGGAAGAACAUCAACUGCUCUAUAGAGGAGAGUCUGCAGAGGUUCGAGCAGGUCAUCUCCGCAGCCAAACACGAAGGCAUUCCAGUGCGCGGGUACGUUUCCUGUGCUCUCGGCUGUCCGUAUGAGGGACAAGUAAAUCCGUCACAAGUCACAAAGGUGGCAAAGCGGUUGUUUGAGCUGGGCUGUUAUGAGGUAUCCCUGGGGGACACCAUUGGCGUAGGAACCGCGGGCUCCAUGGCCAAGAUGCUGAGCGAUGUGUUGACAGAGGUGCCCGUCGACGCACUGGCGGUGCACUGCCACGACACUUACGGUCAAGCGCUGCCCAACAUUCUCAUUGCUUUGCAGAUGGGGGUUUCUGUGGUCGACUCCUCGGUCGCCGGCCUCGGAGGAUGCCCGUAUGCCAAGGGAGCGUCUGGCAAUGUUUCUACAGAGGAUGUUUUAUAUAUGCUACAUGGUCUUGGAAUUGAAACCGGGGUGGACCUGUUGAAGGUGAUGGAAGCAGGAGAUUUCAUCUGCCGAGCCUUAAAGCGAACCAGUAACUCCAAGGUCAGCCAAGCUGCUAUAAACAUCUAGCCUCUUUAUUCUGAGGAAAAAUACGUACAGUGAAGCCCAAACGUCUAAGACCAUAUUGAACAA